Oryzias latipes (Japanese medaka) is the source of this 1926-nucleotide messenger RNA. It is a transcript of the gene onecut3b, whose product is annotated as one cut homeobox 3b. NCBI's taxonomy places the organism in Eukaryota, Metazoa, Chordata, Actinopteri, Beloniformes, Adrianichthyidae. The record is from RefSeq and is a predicted model, not a curated record. Gene Ontology annotation, cellular component: nucleus. Gene Ontology annotation, molecular function: RNA polymerase II cis-regulatory region sequence-specific DNA binding; DNA-binding transcription factor activity, RNA polymerase II-specific. Gene Ontology annotation, biological process: regulation of transcription by RNA polymerase II.
CCCAGGAGCGCUGUACGCAGCGCCGCCACGGCAGAGCCAAUCGGUUCUGAACCAUCGGAACAACAGAACUUCGGUUUCACGUCGGAUUGAUCGGAAAUAUUGAAUCAAUGGAUUGGCAUUCAAACGGGUUGGUCGUUUUACUACGGGGUGGUUAGGUUGAAAGCAAAAGCGCGCGUGUCUGAGUGAGAGAGCAGCAAAAGGAAGGACAGGGGGAGCGGGUGGGAGGGCUGGAGAACGGAACAUAUAUUCUUUCGGGUAUGGAGCUCACCAUGGAGAACCUGCACAGCGUCUCUGCGCAUUCCCAGGCGGGAGACCUCAUGAGCUCUCCACACGCUCGCCCGUCGCAAUCCCCCAGCUCCACACCAAGAAAUCUGGUCUCGCACGCUCCUAGUGCGCGGUCAGCGAUGGUCUCAGGCAUGGCUUCCCUUCUUGAGGGGUCCGGCGGAGAUUACCGGACAGACCCAUCCGGGUUGUCCGGACAUCUCCAUCCUUCCAUCAGCAUGUGCGAGACCGGGAUGAGCCUUAGUAACACGUACACCACCCUCACCCCCCUGCAGCAUCUACCUCCGAUAUCCACCGUGGCGGAUAAGUUUCACCACCCUCACUCUCACCACCACGCUGCCGCGCACCAACGACUCUCCGCCGGGAACGUCAGUGGUAGCUUCACCCUGAUGCGGGAUGACCACCGCGGACUUACGUCAAUGAGCAACUUGUACAGUCACUACCCCAAGGAGAUGUCCGGGAUGGGGCAUGGCUCGCUGUCUCCGCUGUCCAGUGGACUUGGAUCUCUGCACAACUCCCAGCAGUCUCUGUCCGCCUACGGGCACAGCGCGCACCUCUCAGACGCUAAAAUGAUCUCUCCGGUGCCGGGGUUCGAGUCCCACGCGUCCAUGCUGUCCAGAAGUGACCAAGAGCACCUAGCUAGGAGUUUAGGGGGGCACGGCCAUGGCAUGAUUUCCAACCUCAACGGCAUGCACCAUCACCCGCACAGUCACCUCCACUCCCAGGCAAACGGUGCGGUGAUGCUGGGAGACCGGGAGAGGCACGGCCACGGGGCAAGCCAGGGAGUAUCAGGGUCAAACAUCCAAGCGGAGGAGAUAAACACCAAGGAGGUGGCUCAGAGGAUAACGGCUGAGUUAAAACGUUACUCUAUCCCACAGGCCAUAUUUGCCCAGCGGAUCUUAAGCAGGUCACAGGGCACGCUCUCAGACCUGCUACGGAACCCCAAACCCUGGAGUAAGCUCAAGUCAGGUCGAGAGACGUUCAGGAGGAUGUGGAAGUGGCUGCAGGAGCCCGAGUUCCAGCGGAUGUCUGCUCUCCGACUGGCCGCAUGUAAGCGUAAGGAAGAGGACCGGGGGCGAGAGCGCAGCCAGGUCCCAAAGAAGCAGCGACUGGUCUUCACCGACCUGCAGCGCCGCACCUUGGUGGCCAUCUUCAGAGAGAACCGCCGCCCCUCCAAAGAGAUGCAGCUCACCAUCUCCCAGCAGCUGGGCCUGGAGCUCUCCACCGUCUCCAACUUCUUCAUGAACUCGCGCCGCCGCUGUCCGGACCGCUGGGACACAGAGGAGCACGCAGUGCACGGCCACGGACCCAGCGGCAACAGCAGCGCGUCGCCGAUCCAACCCGGUAUCUCCUCUGCCAACACGUUCUCCAAAGCCUGAAGGCAGCAGAGUUGUUGAACGGAUUUGUGGACAGAGGAAUUUAAAACAAACGAACAAGAAAACACACAAGCAAGCAAACAAAACCCGGCUCCAACUGCUGUCACGCAGCUCACCUGCCUGGUUUACCUGCAUGAACGUGCAGAAUAAUCAGAUCAUGGUUUUCCUUUAAUCCGAAUCAAAGUGGGCUCACUUGCACUUUGAAGUGACGUAUAACCAAAGAUGUAGAUGCUUAACCCCCCCCCCCAAAAACAAACAAACAAACAAA